AUGCUCUCGGAUGCCAAUUUCUUCGAUUUAAAAGAGGAACAAGUUAAAUUAUUUAAACAAAUUUAUGGGCAAGAUCAAAGGCCAAAUACCCCAAUUUUACAACAAUUGGUGGAGGCGACAGGGUUAAAUAUUCGAAUUGUCCGCGCCUGGUUUCAAAAUGAACGGAGGAAGGACAGAAAGUGUGUAGAGGGGAUUUUGAAGUUGUUGGAGGAACGACGACGACAAGAAAAGGAGAGAAAAAGACAGCAGAAAAAGCUCUCCACUCAAAAAACUCCAAAAGAGGAUUCUUCAAGUUCUGAUUUAACAGAAUCUGACAGCACCAUCACUUCGGGUGACUGUUCCAGUAGUUCUUCAAAUUUUUCAGAGGAUAGUAGCGAUGCCGACGACAACAAAAACAUCAAAAAUCCAAGCGCAACAACCGAACAAAUUAAACUAGUAGAGAAAAGUGUUUGUAGCACUAGCCAACAACAACAAACAUCAAAACAAAAUCCUCUACAAUACAAAAAGAAUAGUAGAGGGUGUGUUUAUUGGGGUAUUUUGAUACUUUGUUUGGUUGCAGUUUUGUCACUAAUAUUUAUUUUUUUUUUGUCCGUUACUGGAGCAGAAACUAGUUCCUCUCUAGAACGAGAACAACAAUCAACUUGUAUUAAACUUUGUGGUCAGCUAUAUUAUUUUUAA
This is a messenger RNA of Meloidogyne enterolobii, 678 nucleotides long. The record is from the annotation of a GenBank genome assembly. Lineage: Eukaryota; Metazoa; Nematoda; Chromadorea; Rhabditida; Meloidogynidae.